Babesia bigemina is the source of this 363-nucleotide messenger RNA. RefSeq lists its product as hypothetical. The transcript has a single exon. NCBI's taxonomy places the organism in Eukaryota, Apicomplexa, Aconoidasida, Piroplasmida, Babesiidae. Bases 1 to 363 code for a protein of 120 amino acids. The record is from RefSeq and is a predicted model, not a curated record.
AUGACAGGCUCUAUACGAGCCUUCUACUACACCUGCAGGGCUUGCAACAGGGAGAUAUCGCACAAGAUCGCAAUCAACCUCAUCGCCGAGAAGAGUCUGCCGAAGGUGACCACGGCGGCGGCAUCAACCAAGUCAGAUGCACCCAAUUCUAACAAAUCCGAUGCAAAUUCGCACCUGGAGGACACGCUGCGUGCGCGGUUGCAGCAGCAGCUCUCCGGUCCAACCUCUGGGUGGAUGAUGAAGCAACACAAGGUCAACCUCUCCGACAAUUUCAGGCGCAUCGUCAACAUGAUGAAUUCAAGCCGCCUGCCGUGUCCACACUGCCACUCCAGGGGCCACUGGAUAUGGCGAGGCUGCGUGUAA